Messenger RNA from Candoia aspera, 5169 nucleotides. It is a transcript of the gene CFTR, whose product is annotated as CF transmembrane conductance regulator. Gene Ontology annotation, biological process: chloride transmembrane transport; bicarbonate transport. Gene Ontology annotation, cellular component: apical plasma membrane; cytosol; plasma membrane. The record is from RefSeq and is a predicted model, not a curated record. Gene Ontology annotation, molecular function: ATP hydrolysis activity; ATP binding; chloride channel activity. The transcript has 27 exons. Lineage: Eukaryota; Metazoa; Chordata; Lepidosauria; Squamata; Candoiidae. The coding region runs from base 93 to 4538 and encodes 1481 amino acids.
GCAAGAGUAUAAACGGCGCAGUCCGCUGAGGGAAGUCUGUCCCUCCUCUUUCUCUUGCUCGCUGCGCCCAGCAGCCCCGCCGGUGGGGGACCAUGCAGAGGUCGCCUCUGGAGAAGGCGAACGUUUUCUCCAAACUGUUUUUCAGAUGGACAAAGCCUAUUUUGAGAAAGGGCUACAGACAGCGCCUGGAAUUGUCAGACAUUUAUCAAAUCCCUGCUGCAGAUUCUGCAGAUAAUCUUUCUGAAAAAUUAGAAAGAGAAUGGGACAGAGAAUUGGCCUCAAAGAAAAAACCCAAACUCAUCAAUGCUCUUAGACGGUGUUUUUUCUGGAAAUUUAUGUUCUACGGAAUAAUACUAUAUUUAGGGGAAGUUACUAAAUCUGUGCAGCCUCUUUUACUGGGAAGAAUAAUUGCUUCUUACGAUCCUUCUAAUUCACUCGAACGAUCAAUAGCUUACUAUUUAGCCAUAGGACUCUGUCUUCUCUUCAUUGUACGGAUGUUGCUUCUCCACCCAGCAAUAUUUGGCCUCCAUCACAUUGGAAUGCAAAUAAGGAUAGCCAUGUUUAGCUUAAUUUAUAAAAAGAUUUUAAAACUGUCAAGCAGAGUCCUAGAUAAAAUAAGUACUGGACAACUUGUUAGCCUCCUCUCAAACAAUCUGAACAAAUUUGAUGAAGGUCUAGCCUUGGCUCAUUUUGUAUGGAUUGCACCAUUACAAGUUGUGCUGCUGAUGGGGCUUCUCUGGGAGAUGUUGCAGGCCUCAGCAUUUUGUGGACUUGGAUUCUUGAUUCUUGUUGUCCUUUUUCAAGCCUGGCUAGGACGAAUGAUGAUGAAAUACAGAGAUCAACGGGCAGGAAAAAUCAACGAGAGACUUGUAAUUACCUCAGAAAUGAUAGAGAAUAUACAAUCAGUCAAGGCUUAUUGUUGGGAGGAUGCAAUGGAAAAUAUGAUUGAAAGUCUGCGACAAGGUGAACUGAAACUGACCCAAAAAGCGGCAUAUGUAAGAUACUUCAAUAGUUCAGCUUUCUUCUUUUCUGGUUUUUUUGUGGUGUUCUUGGCUGUCCUUCCAUAUGCACUGAUCCAUGGGAUUAUUCUUAGAAAAAUAUUUACCACCAUCUCAUUCUGCAUUGUUCUUCGAAUGACAGUCACUAGACAGUUUCCUUGGGCUGUGCAGACAUGGUAUGAUUCUCUUGGAGCAAUAAACAAGAUACAGGAUUUUUUGCAAAAAGAAGAAUAUAAAACACUGGAAUAUAAUUUAACAACCACGGGUCUUGAACUGGAUAAAGUAACAGCUUUUUGGGAUGAGGGAAGUGGAGAGCUUUUUACAAAAACAAAACAGGAGAAUGGUAAUAAUAAAAUAUCCACAACAAGUGACGAUCUCUUCUUCAGUAAUUUCAAUCUUCAUUUCACUCCUGUCCUGAAGGACAUCACCUUCAAGAUUGAAAAGGGAGAGCUGCUAGCUGUUGCUGGGUCUACUGGAGCAGGCAAGACUUCUCUUCUUAUGCUGAUCAUGGGAGAGUUGGAACCUUUAGAACGUAAAAUCAAACACAGUGGAAGAAUUUCCUUUUGCCCUCAAGUGUCAUGGAUCAUGCCUGGAACAAUUAAAGAAAACAUAAUAUUUGGUGUUUCUUAUGAUGAAUUCCGAUAUAAGAGUGUCAUCAAAGCCUGUCAGUUAGAAGAGGACAUUUCAAAGUUUCCAGAGAAAGAUGACACAGUUUUAGGAGAAGGUGGAAUAACUCUCAGUGGAGGUCAACGAGCCAGAAUUUCUUUAGCUAGGGCAGUGUAUAAAGAUGCUGAUUUAUAUCUCUUGGAUUCUCCUUUUGGUUAUUUAGACAUGUUAACAGAGAAAGAAAUAUUUGAAAGUUGUGUUUGCAAGCUUAUUGUCAAUAAAACUAGAAUACUUGUCACUUCAAAGCUGGAACAUUUAAAGAUAGCAGACAAGAUAUUGAUUCUCCAUGAAGGAAGCUGUUAUUUCUAUGGAACUUUUUCUGAACUUCAGGGUCAGCGACCCAACUUCAGUUCUGAGCUGAUGGGAUUUGAUGCUUUUGACCACUAUAGCACAGAAAGAAGAAACUCCAUUCUUACUGAAACAUUGCGACGUCUCUCUAUUGAUAAUGAUGGCACGGGCUCACGAAAUGAUAUGAAAAAAACAUCUUUUAAACAAACCUCAGAUUUUACUGAAAAAAGGAAGAACUCUGUAAUGAAUGCACUAAAUUCUAGCCGCAAGAUUUCUCUAAUGCAAAAAACAUCCCUGCAAGUCAAUGGUAAGGAAGAUGGUCUAGGAGAACCAGUAGAAAGAAAGUUGUCUUUAGUGCCAGAUUCUGAACAAGGAGAGGCAAUUCUGCCUCGCAGCAACAUAUUAAAUCCAGGACCCACAUUCAGAAGGCCGAGAAGACAAUCUGUACUUAACUUAAUGACCAGAACCUCAAUUCAUCCGGGUCAAAGUAUUUACAAAAAAGGCAGCAUAUCAGUCAUCCAUCAAUCUUCUGAAAUAGACAUUUAUGCAAGGCGCUUGUCUCGGGACAGUGUGGUAGAAAUAACUGAAGAACUUAAUGAAGAUGAUUUAAAGGAAUGUUUCUUUGAUGAUUCAGACACCUUGAAUACAGUCACUACAUGGAAUACAUACUUCAGAUAUAUAACCGUCCACAAAAAAUUGAUUGUUGUGUUAAUUAUGUGUGUUGUUAUUUUUUUAAUUGAGGUGGCUGCUUCCCUGGUUGGGGUAUGGUAUAUUAAUCAUUCAGCUGUUUCAUCUCAUCCAAAUACAACAGUGUCAAUAAAAAACAGUUCCUCUGAUGGAUCGGAGAACACUGCAGUUAUUGUAACUAAUACAAGCAGCUUUUAUAUUUUCUACAUUUAUGUGGGGGUGGCAGAUACCUUGCUAGCCAUGGGCAUAUUUAGAGGCAUACCCCUGGUACAUACGCUUAUAACAAUUUCUAAAACUCUUCACCGCAAGAUGCUUCAUGCAGUACUUCAGGCACCUAUGUCUUCCUUCAACAAACUGAAAGCAGGUGGAAUUCUUAACAGGUUUUCAAAGGAUAUAGCAAUACUGGAUGACUUAUUGCCACUUACAAUAUUUGACUUCAUUCAGUUAAUGCUCAUUGUGAUUGGUGCUAUAGUAGUAGUCUCUGUUAUACAACCUUACAUCUUCCUGGCAUCUGUGCCUGUGAUAGGAGCCUUCAUUAUGUUAAGGGCAUACUUCCUGCACACAUCUCAGCAGCUGAAGCAACUGGAAUCUGAAGCUAGAAGUCCAAUUUUCACACAUCUUGUUACAAGCUUAAAGGGACUCUGGACAUUGAGAGCUUUUGGACGGCAACCGUAUUUUGAAACAUUAUUCCAUAAAACUCUAAAUUUGCACACAGCAAACUGGUUCCUGUAUCUAUCUACAUUACGAUGGUUCCAGAUGAGGAUAGAAAUUAUUUUUGUCAUCUUCUUCAUCAUUGUGACUUUUGUUUCUGUUGCUACUACAGGUAAUGGGGAAGGAAAAGUUGGUAUUAUUCUUACAUUAGCCAUGAACAUUAUGGGAACAUUGCAGUGGGCUGUAAACACAAGUAUCGAUGUGGAUAGUCUGAUGCGGUCUGUGAGUAGAGUAUUUAAAUUCAUUGAUUUACCAACAGAAGAAUCCAAAACUUUACCGGCAUCAAAAAAUAAGGAACUGUCUCAUGCUGUCAUAAUUGAGAAUAAGCAUGUAAAGAAAGAAAAUAUCUGGCCAUCUGGUGGGCAAAUGACAGUGAAGGAUCUUACUGCUAAAUAUGUAGAUGGAGGAUUGGCAGUAUUAGAAAAUAUUUCCUUUUCAAUAAGUUCGGGACAAAGGGUGGGCCUUUUAGGAAGAACUGGCUCAGGGAAAAGUACUUUGCUCUUUGCUUUUUUAAGACUCUUAAAUACAGAAGGAGAUAUCAAGAUAGAUGGUGUUUCCUGGAACACAGUCCCUGUACAGCAGUGGAGGAAAGCCUUUGGAGUAAUACUCCAGAAAGUGUUCAUAUUCUCUGGAUCUUUUAGAAAAAACUUGGAUCCUUAUGGACAAUGGAGUGAUGAAGAACUAUGGAAUGUUACUGAAGAGGUUGGACUGAAAUCUGUAAUACAGCAAUUCCCAGGCCAGCUUGAUUUUGUUCUUAUCGACGGCGGCUGUGUCCUCAGCCAUGGCCAUAAGCAGUUGAUGUGUCUUGCCAGAUCAAUUCUCAGUAAAGCUAAAAUUCUUCUUCUUGAUGAACCAAGUGCUCAUCUUGAUCCAAUGACCUUCCAAGUCAUCAAAAAGACACUCAAGCAAGCAUUUGCAAAUUGUACAGUGAUAUUGUCAGAACAUAGAUUAGAAGCUCUAUUAGAAUGCCAGCGAUAUUUGGUAAUAGAAGAGAAUAAGGUCAGACAAUAUGAAUCAAUCCAGAAACUCCUGAAAGAAAAGAAUUCUUUUCGGCAAGCAAUCAGCUACUCUGAUCGAGCCAAACUCUUCUCAAUAUAUCCUAGGAACUCAAGCAAGCGAAGGUCAAGGCCUAAAAUCAGUGCCUUGCAAGAGGAAACAGAAGAAGAAGUUCAAGAAACUCGGCUGUGAAGAUGCCUUGAGAUACUUUCUCAUACAGUUUCCCAGAAUUGUUCUGAGACAGAUACCAGAACAAAUGAGCAUAGAAAGAACACCACUAAAAAUGCAGAAACCAGAACAGAUUAAGAAUUUAAAUUACCUAAUGAAUGUGUACUCUAUCUGCAUAAAAAGCUUCACUGCAAGGGUCAAAUUAGGUAUCAAGGACAUGUACAUUAGACCCAAUCCCACAGAAAUUCUUCAGAAAUGUCUUCUUUUUACAGACAUGGGAUGAUAAGGAUGGAUAAUUAGGUUUUUAAGUUUCAAACAGGAUUUUUAAAUAUUACCACUACGUUAGGGUCCUUUUUACAGUAUGUGAAUAUAAUACAAAACAAGCAUAGUUCACACUCAUCAUCUCUUAAAACUACAGUAAAUCCAUAAGCAGCCCUGAUUCUAAAGACCUGGUUUUCUACAUAAGAGAACAAACCAGGGACAAAAGUAUGUGCCUUUUGAGAUCAUGGCAGAAGAGGUCAUGAACUGUAUUUAUUAUUGUGCAAAUUAUAGAUAUGUAGACUGUCAGCCAAACUGAACAUUUAUUCUCUGUAUUAAGAAAAAUGGAAGAACUGCCAGUGCUUAGUUUUGACAAGUUUGAGCAUUUAAGUCUUAA